Brassica oleracea var. oleracea is the source of this 2136-nucleotide messenger RNA. RefSeq lists its product as uncharacterized. The transcript has 7 exons. The record is from RefSeq and is a predicted model, not a curated record. Lineage: Eukaryota; Viridiplantae; Streptophyta; Magnoliopsida; Brassicales; Brassicaceae. The coding region runs from base 1 to 2136 and encodes 711 amino acids.
AUGCCUCCGAGAAGUCGAUUGUCGCAAAAGGAGAAAGGGAAGGACAUCGCAGAUUCUCCGAGUCCGACCAGAGAUGCGUCAGCGACCGGCAGCCCACUGGACGAUUUCUACUUGAUUUAUCGCGAUGCUCUCUGGGACACAGAAAACAUGACUCUAUCUCAGCGUCUUUUGGUCGCUGAUGCCCAUAGGCUGAUUCAUGAUGAAGGCGCGGAUCGCGUUGAAGUCGGGAGCAGCGACGUGAGCGGAAGUGAGAACAGAGGGGGAGACCAAAGUGAUGCUGCAGCUGGUUCCGAACGUGGCGACGCUGAUGCGUCUGGUCGGUCCCCGACGCCUUCGAGGCGGGUUCGCAAGAGAGUUCAUUUCGACCAGAUAGACUGUCGUCCAACUAUUUAUCAUCCUGGUGGGAUCUUCGAGGAGCUUCUUCCGCUGCCGCCUGGACUGCUGCGCGACCCGCGGGCUCAGUCGUGGGGGAAUGUGUUUGGAUCUUGUGCUUCUCACCAUAUUGUGAAGGAUCUGUUAAGGGCGAACGGCGGUGCUGGCGUUACCUACAUCAUCCCGUCUACUGAGCAGCGUCCCUGGUCGCCUCCGGUGGGUUACCAGUGCGUGUAUGAGUCCUACUUCGGGGAGCAUACGAAGCUAUGGUUUCUGAUCCCUCGGUUGGUGACGUCUUAUGCAUUCCGCCGAGACAUUGCCACCUCUCAACUUUUGAAUGGGUCGCUGCGAAUAGCCGUCAUGUUGAUGGUAAUGGUAGCUGAGAUGGACAUCUCGAUGAGCGUGAGGGUCUUCGAGGAGCUGACUUUCACGAAGGCGGAGCCAAACGGGAUUUUCUCGGUGAAAAUGCGUUCGAACUACAACGUCUUGACCGGUCAUCCAAAUAAGACGCAGGAUUGGCAACGCGCGUACUUUUUCGUGAAAUCUGAUGAACAUGCUUUCGAAGAGCCGCCCGGGGACGACUACUGGGUUUUGUGGAACCAGCAACUCGUUCGUCACCCGAAUACGAUCGCCUACCCUGAGAAGUUCUUUGAGAGUGCUCAAGCGAUCGCGGCGCACAGUCAUCUUCGUUGGCCGGAUCUCAGUCGAGAGUGGAUACGUCGCCAGCAAGCUAGGAUCGCUAGAGUUGAUUGGGAGUCGAGGCUUCCUUGCGUUCUCGGUCUCUGUAAGUCGCGCCUUCCUUUGUUUACUCGCAAACAACAGAGACUUCUCGACAAAGCUAGAGAAAUGGAUGGAGUCCCGGAUCUAAGGCCUAAGAGGUCUGUUGAGGCAGAACCCCGUCCUUCUAACUCCGAUACGAAUGCUGCUGAUACGACCUUAGUCGACGUUGUUGGGGAGGACAGCGGCACUCCUGAAAACCUGUCGGAGGAGAGGAGGAAAACCAGCUCGCGAGAAGGGGGUUCUGGUGAUGAGCCCGUUGCGAACGAGAGAUGCGCGGAACUGACGCGCCAAAUUCGUGGUGGGACGAAGUUGAUGCCGCAACUGGAAGAUCUCUACUUCAGGAAUGAAUACAUUGACGCUGCUUCUUCGAGAGCGCGGACGAAGAUCCAGUUGGGAUCUUCAGAGAAGCUUGCUCAGGCAAGGUUGAAGGCCAUCGAGAGAGUAAGGGCGGAGCAUAAGAAGGCUAACGAGAAGGCUGAGAAGGAUAAGGAAAUCCUUCGAGUGAAGUUCGAAGAGCUGGAGUGUAAGCUCAAAUCCGACAGAGCGGCGAAGAAAGAGCUUGCCCGAGAGAACACUCGUUUGGAGCAAGCGGCUGCGACCCUUGAGAAGGAGAAGGCUGAGCUACUCGAAGAAAGGGACGCUGCAGUGGAGAAAUUGAUCAGAGAGAGGCAACGCUUAAAGGACUCUCGGGGGUUGGAGGUUACUCGUGAGAGGGAAAGGGUUGAAGCUGCUAUGGCCGAGAAGGCAAAUCGCUGUCUUGGUCGCGUACGCGACCAUUUUACUCGCUUGGAUGCCUUUGGGAAAGCGAAGAACCUGUACGGUCAAGCUUCGGGGACGAAGAAGUGCCUUGAGAUGAUAAAGGCCAAUGUUGUUGGGCACAUGAAGCUGGUUAAUGGACAGUGUCUCAUUGGGACCCCAGUUCUUGAUGAAGUGGAGAUAGCUAGGGCGAGGCAUGUGUUGGUUCAUGUGCAGUCAUACGAGUAA